AUGGGAAAAGCUUCACGGUGGUUUAAGAAUCUAUUCGGACUUAAGAAACCCGACCCGGGUUAUCCGGAUCCAUCCGUCGAGACGCCUUCUCGCUCUUACCCAAAACGCCGAUGGAGCUUCGUCAAAUCCAAACGCGAAAGAGAAAUCGCACCGCCGAAUCAGAGUCCUUUUCCUUCUUCGUCGCAACCGAGCUCGACGCCGCCACCGCCACCGACACACCACCAAUCGUCGCCGUCGUCUGACCGUCGUCGGCGGAAACAUAAGCCGAUGUGGGAGGACGAAGGAGGAGGCGGAGAAGAUUCGGACAAACACGCAAUUGCCGUCGCCGCCGCGACUGCUGUGGCUGCGGAGGCCGCCGUCGCCGCAGCUCAUGCCGCCGCUGCGGUUGUCAGGCUCACGAGCACGAGCGGGAGGUCGACUCGUAGUCCCGUCGCGGCGCAUUUUAGCGGCGGGUUCGACGAUGUUGCUGCGCAUGUUAGCAGGUUCGACGGACACGGACACGGUCACGGCCACGACAGUCGUAGAGAGCUUGCGGCGAUUAAGAUACAAUCUGCAUUUCGCGGUUAUUUGUCAAGGAGAGCGUUAAGGGCACUAAAAGGCUUGGUCAAGCUUCAAGCUAUAGUUAGAGGCCAUAUCGAAAGAAAGAGAAUGUCAGUCCAUCUGCGCAGGAUGCACGCUUUGGUUCGAGCUCAAGCUCGCAUCCGUGCCAAUAGGGUUAUUGUCACGCCUGAAUCCUCUUCUUCUCAAUCCAACAAUACCAAAUCUUCUUACUUCCAAAACCCCGGUCCACCAACGCCGGAAAAACUAGAGCAUUCAAUCUCUUCUCGCAGCUCUAAGCUCGGUCAUUCUCAUCUUUUCAAGAGAAACGGUUCCAAGGCAAGCAACAACAACAGACCAUACACUGCUCACAGAGAAAUAUUCUCAGCGAUGAACGAAGAAGAAAAGAUCCUUGAAAUCGACAGGAAACACAACAGUUCUUACACAAGACGCAGCAGACCGGACAUGUUUUACUCAUCGCACCUAGUCCUAGACAAUGCAGGCAGGUCUGAGCCAAUUUACACAAUGCCUUUUAGCCCGUCCUCGUCACAUGAGGAGACCGUAAGCCAGUUUUGCACAGCAGACAACAGUCCUCAGCUACAUUCAGCUACUUCUAGAAGCAAACGCAGUGCUUUCACGGCUAGUUCUAUUGCACCGAGUGAUUGCACCCAAAGCUGCUGCUACGCGGACCAUCCAAGCUACAUGGCUUGUACAGAGUCCUCUAGGGCCAAGGCUCGCUCUGCUAGUGCCCCCAAGUCGCGACCGCAGUUAUACUACGAGCAGUCUUCUUCGAAACGGUUUGGAUAUGUCGAUUUGCCAUACUGUGGUGAUUCGAGGUCAGGUCCGCAGAAAGUUUCUGCAUUGCACACUAGUUUCAUGAACAAGGCUUAUCCCGGUUCUGGUCGGUUGGACCGGCUCGGGAUGCCAAUUGGUUAUAGGUACUGAGAAAAGCAAGCUGUUGGAUCGAGUUUGUUCUACUUGGUUCGGGUAGAAUCAAUUGAAAAAGUAAAGAACCGGUUAAACCCGGUUUUGUUGUAGAUCACUGGACUGAGAUUUGGUGUUAAUUUUCUUAGUUUGUAGUUUGGAGUAAGUGGAUUAAAUCUAAAAUGCAAAUAGAACUUGCUUGAUUAUAAUGUUGACUUGCUCGAUAUUCCUAAGUUGUAACUUUUUGUUUU
Eutrema salsugineum is the source of this 1712-nucleotide messenger RNA. RefSeq lists its product as uncharacterized. Lineage: Eukaryota; Viridiplantae; Streptophyta; Magnoliopsida; Brassicales; Brassicaceae. The record is from RefSeq and is a predicted model, not a curated record. The transcript is spliced from 4 exons. Bases 1 to 1482 code for a protein of 493 amino acids. Gene Ontology annotation, molecular function: protein binding.